Marchantia polymorpha subsp. ruderalis is the source of this 1131-nucleotide messenger RNA. The record is from the annotation of a GenBank genome assembly. NCBI's taxonomy places the organism in Eukaryota, Viridiplantae, Streptophyta, Marchantiopsida, Marchantiales, Marchantiaceae.
CUGUGUUUGCGCAUGUCCCAGACUUAUCUCUUAGUCUCAUUCGACUACAAUUCAGAUUUAUUUCCGCAUUCCAGGUUUUGAACACUGUCCGGUGGAUUUUGAGUUCACGUCCAAGACUACUCCUGUUCGCUCUUAGUGCACAACGCAGACGGCGAGGACGGAUCUCUCCCACAAUCACCGCAAUAUAUCGGCGAUGAAGCUCCUUGCUGCUAUGAUCCUUGCAGCUGGACUGCUGUCAGCUGUCCACAUUGUCCAUGCAGCGGAUCCUGACCCACUGCAGGAUUUCUGCAUUGCAGACAUUGCUGCCGGACCAGUUUCAAAUGGUUUCCCUUGCAAGUUGCCUGCACUUGCUUCCACAGACGACUUUGCAUUUUCUGGGCUUGCUGAAGCUGCAGAUCCUAGCGUAUCUGCUUCCAACGGAACUGCAACCCUCGCCUUCGUCAGAGAAUGGCCAGCUCUGAACACUCAGGGAUUGUCUUUCGUAAGACUCGAUAUUAAUCCUGGUGGCAUCAUCUUCCCCCAUACACACAACUUGGCCACUGAGAUUCUGUAUGUGUUGGAGGGAGAGAUGUAUACGGGCUUCGUCACCAACAACUUCGGAAACGACCCAACCAUAUCCAACAAGCUGUAUGCAAAGGUCGUGAAGAAGGGAGAAGCUUUCAUUUUUCCCAGAGGUCUGCUACACUUCCAGCUGAACAAGGGGAAGGUGCUUGCAUCGAGUCUGAACGUCCUGAACAGUCAGAAUCCUGGUAUUCAGCUCAUGCCUUUAGCUUUGUUCGGAAGUGGCAUCGACCGUGAAAUGCUGGAAAAAUCAUUCUUCAUGAAUGAGGCUCAAGUUGCUGCGUUGGAAAACAUUUUUCAGCAGUGAAACGUUGAAUGAUUAGUUGCCAGGAGAAAUCUGAGACUUUUCAGGCCUUGAGACAACCUGCGUGCAGGUGUAGAUAUCCCUAGGAUCAGUUACGUAGAAUUAUUUCCGACAGCCCAUUUGAUGCAGUUGAUUGGUCAGCUUGGUAUAACAAAGAUUGAACUCAGGUGCUGAAGGUUGAGUUCAUUCUCCACCAGUUGAAAUUGUACUUUGGCUCGAUACCUUUCUAAUAAACGCGGCGUACUCUAACACAUGUACGUUGUCCU